Myodes glareolus (Bank vole) is the source of this 4379-nucleotide messenger RNA. NCBI's taxonomy places the organism in Eukaryota, Metazoa, Chordata, Mammalia, Rodentia, Cricetidae. The record is from RefSeq and is a predicted model, not a curated record.
GAAACAGACCCCUGCCUGCAGGCUCCCAGCCUCCCAGCUCCUUCACUAUCCUCAGGGACCACUGGCAGCAAACCAGGCCUCAUGAAAACUUCAAAGGCAUCCCAGCGCUACAGAAGCAUCCGGAGAAACGCCAGUCAGUGCUACCUCUACCAGGACUCCCUGCUGCUUGGUAACUCGGAUGACAGCUUUAAUGCUGAUGAAACGGGGGACAGCAAUGAUCCGGAGCAAAUCUUCCAGAAUAUACAGUUCCAGAAAGAUCUCAUGGCCAACAUCCGUUGCAGACCCUGGACCAUGGGACAGAAGCUGCGAGCGCUGAGACGAGCAAAAGAGAUUGUGCUGAAGUUUGAAGGGAGGUUGACUAGGACGCGAGGCUACCAAGCAGCGGGAGCAGAGCUCUGGAGGAAAUUCGCCCGUUUGGCCUGCAACUUUGUGGUCAUCUUCAUCCCCUGGGAAAUGAGGAUAAAGAAAAUCGAGAGUCACUUCGGAUCUGGUGUAGCCUCCUACUUCAUCUUCCUGAGGUGGUUAUUCGGAAUUAACAUAGUGCUCACAGUGAUGACGGGUGCUUUCGUUGUCAUUCCCGAGUUGAUCGCAGGCCAGCCCUUUGGAAGCACAGCCAGCAAGAGCAUCCCCCAGGAGCAGGUCAUGUCUGCGCAGGAUUUGGACACUGUCUGGUCCCUGGGGGGCUACCUUCAGUACUCUGUCCUGUUCUACGGGUACUAUGGGAGAGAGAGGAGGAUUGGGAGAGCCGGCUACCGCCUGCCCUUGGCAUAUUUCCUGGUGGGGAUGGCAGUGUUUGCCUACAGCUUCAUCAUCCUCUUAAAAAAAAUGGCUAAGAACUCGCGCACCAGCCUGGCCAGUGCUUCCAAUGAAAAUUACACCUUCUGCUGGAGGGUAUUUUGUGCCUGGGAUUACCUCAUUGGGAACCCAGAGGCCGCAGAGAGCAAAACAGCCGCCAUUGUGAACAGCAUUAGGGAGGCCAUACUGGAAGAACAAGAAAAGAAAAAACACAAAAACAUGGCAGUGACUGUCUGCCUGAGAAUCAUCGCCAACAUCCUGGUGCUCCUCUCGCUGGCUGGGAGCAUCUAUCUCAUCUACUUUGUGGUGGACCGGUCCCAGAAGCUGGAACAGUCGAAGAAGGAGCUGACGCUUUGGGAAAAGAACGAGGUGAGUGUGGUGGUCUCCCUCGUCACCAUGCUAGCACCAUCUGCCUUUGACCUUAUUGCUGCCUUAGAGAUGUACCACCCCCGGACGACGCUGCGCUUCCAGUUAGCAAGGGUCCUGGUUCUGUAUCUAGGCAACCUCUACAGCUUGAUCAUUGCCCUUCUGGACAAAGUGAACAGUAUGAACAUUGAGGAAGCUGCUACCAAGAACAUCACAAGCCACUGGGCAGAUCCUUCCACCUUCUAUGCCACCAGAACGGUGCCUGAAGAAGGGCAGUGGCCCACACCCGGGGAAGGAGUGGAGCUCAGGAGAAACGCCAGCACGUGGGUCUUGGAAGAGACAAGCAUUCUGACUACCAUCAUGCCCCACACAAAGGCCAACAAGACGGUGCCCUAUGUGCCGAGCCCCCAAGGACAGUGCUGGGAGACAUAUGUUGGCCAGGAGAUGCUGAAGCUGUCGGUGAUUGACAUGCUCUUCACGGUGGCCAGCAUCCUCCUCAUCGACUUCUUCCGAGGACUUUUCGUGCGCUACCUAAGUGACUAUUGGUGUUGGGACCUGGAAAGCAAGUUUCCUGAAUACGGGGAAUUCAAGAUUGCGGAGAAUGUGCUGCACCUAGUCUACAAUCAAGGCAUGAUUUGGAUGGGGGCCUUCUUCUCUCCAUGUCUACCAGCCUUCAAUGUCCUCAAACUCAUCGGGCUGAUGUACCUGAGGAGCUGGGCAGUGUUGACCUGCAACGUCCCCCACCAGCAAGUGUUUCGAGCCUCCAGAUCCAACAACUUCUACCUGGCCAUGCUCCUGUUCAUGCUCUUCCUCUGCAUGCUGCCAACCAUCUUUGCCAUUGUCCACUACAAACCGUCUCUGAACUGUGGCCCCUUCAGCGGGCAAGAGAAGAUCUAUGACAUCGUGUCAGAGACAAUAGAGAAUGACUUCCCUGCAUGGUUUCACAUUGUGGUGGGACACAUCAGCAGCCCCGUGGUGAUCCUCCCAGCCGUACUGCUUCUGUUCAUGCUCAUCUACUACCUUCAGAGCAUCGCCAGGUCCCUGAAACUCAGCAGCCAGCAGCUCAGGAUGCAGAUCCAAAAUGCAAGAUCUGAAGAUAAGAAAAAGGUUGCCCAGAUGGUAGAGGCUCGAAUCCAGACUCAUGAAGAAAGCACCAAGAGGCUUCUAAAGGAAGGUGACCUCGUCAGCCAGCUGUCCUCAGCAUACUUGGCAACGCCCCAAAACAAUGGCACCAUGGUCAACUUUGACUCUCUGAGUAGCAAGAGCCUCAGGAUGGAGACGGUCACAAGGUCCCUGCCCCAGAGUCCUGGGCAAGGGUCCAGGGGCCCCUGCUCUCCUCUUCCAGGUGGAUCUAGAGCCAGGCCAGAGCAGGACGCCAGCAGGUGCCUGCAGGGGCCAUGUGCCAGCACAGGCAACCUCCACAAGAACAGAUCCUACACAUCCGUGACACAGACACAGCCCCUCAAGGAUGUCCGUUCAGAGCCUCUUUCCCGGAAAGACUUUCAGCCAAUCAGACCUCGUUUCUGUAGGCCUGGGGUCUCUGCCUUGAUGACACACGGCCACAGACCCCGUACUCCCAGAUACUAUGUUGUAAAUGAACGUGACUGUCACAGGAAGACCCACCCGACUUUCUGGCCAGAGAGACAUUUCAAGAUUGAUGCCUUAGGCGACAUUGUGGAACUGUACCCCAGGAACGUACAGCGGUACAUGUCCUGGGGCCCCCACCAGCCUUGCUCACCACAGCUGAGUGAAGAAGAGGAGGAGAUGCUGAGGGCAGAUUUGGUCCAAUGGCCCAUCCCCCACGGCUCCCUGACAGACCUUCCUCGGGCUUCUCGUUUUUACACUGGAGACAGACCAGAAAGUGACGUCAGAGACCCCGAGUACCAGCGAAGGUUGUACUACCGAUAUGGGGAUGAUAAUUUUGAGGGGCAGCUUGAAGGGCCCCCAUUUGUACACAAAAAGCCACGACCCAGGAAUGUCCAUUACCCACAGCAUCCUCUGACACCCAGAGUCAAAGCCAAGUUUGAACCAUCCUUGACAGAAUCUGAUUCUGUGUCAGCGGCCUCCAGCAGUGACCAGCAGAACAGCAACAAUGACCAAUACCUGCAGGUCAUGUCCAGCCAAGGCAGAUUCCCGAGGUCUGCCAGCCAACUGGGCAGGAGGAAGGCCAAGUCCAGGCAGGCACUGCCCACGGAUCUAAAUGACCUAAUUUGUUCAAAUGUCUAGGCUUCUUUCAAUGUCCCUUCCUAAAGACUGGGUCUCUUUGGGAAGUAUUGGGAGCACAGUCACACCCUUUCUGGAAGGGAGAACCUCUCUGGGGAUGUUAGAGAUCUGUGGAGCUUCUUUAGGCGCCGCUACUGUCUGAGGUUCUGAGACCCUGGGGCCGUCACUUCCUGUUCACAGCAAUGGUGUGUGAGUGGCCACUCCUGGUGCUUCCUAAUGGCUAGCACACAUCACCCCAUCGGGCUGUACUUUCAGGAAAACAUCAGGCCUUUGAUUCCAUUCAGGGUGGCUGGCCAUGCUCACCAGCAAGCCAGACAUCUCACCAGGACUGCGAAAACCAACCUUGACACUCUGUUCAUCUUCAGUGACCUGAGUGAGUGCUUUCUUUGGCCAUGUGUUCUUUCAAGUAUCGACACUCUAUAGUGAGCAAACUCAAGUGGCCACCCUUGACGUGGUCACGGCAUUUAGUUUAUGAGGACAAUCGGUUUAGUGGCGGCCAGUGCAGUGCACCGCAAGCGUCUUUAACUCUAUAUUUAGCUAAUCAGGAUAUGGAUCAGACAGGAGUCCAAAUUUACACCUGGGGCUCCCUGGUUCACUUCACUGAGGAGGAUGGGGAUUGAGACUCAGCAUCCGCAGCUGGAAGUAGGGCUCCAACAUCCAUCCCUGAGAGCGCCUGACUUCUCACCUCUUGACUCUCUGUGUUUGCUGACCUUGUUUUUGCCCACUGCCAACAGACUUCCUUUUGGUAGGAGGUGAAGAAUUCACAGCCAUGGAGAUGCCAAGGUUCUAGCCUUCACCCAACAAGCCCAAGGGAAAGAGCCAAGCUGAGGUUAUCUACUUCCCGUUGGGUCUGCCCUCAAGGAGUUGUUCCCUGGAUCCUCUGACUGACCUUGUGCAGGGCUUGGGAGCUGUGUGUGCCCGGACUCCUAUUCCCAUAUCUCCUUUUAGACACUCCGACUUCUAACAUUCCUGUCUCCUCAACUAUACUCCGAGUA